AUGGAGUUUGAGCGUGCGCUCUUUCGAAUCCAUCAGAAGGCGCUGCUCACUGGACCUCUGCGGCGACUGCGGCUCCAGCUCGAAAGAGUCCUGCCCCUGUUCAUCGCGGUUCAGAUCGUUGUCCUCGUGGCACUGCAUCGCGCCUAUGUGGGGCAGUCCAACUGUUUGCCACAGGUCCUGCAACAUGCGGGUCUGUGGAACGACACCUUGUCCCAGCCGGUCCUAGCGGACGACGCAGUGCUCUUUCUCAGCCUCAGCAGUGGUGAUGGCAUCACCGACCUGACCUUCGUAGAAAAAACUCCGAACUCCUCGGUGGUGUUCAGCGAGAGCAACUCGCUGGCGCUGUACCGCUUUGCGCUGGACCGGGAACUGGCACAGCUGCGGAAGGGGGUCUUCCAACGCCACAAUUUCGAGGUGCACAACGUCUCGUUGUCCGUGAACUGUUUGGCUCCCUACGGCCCCUUGGCGCAGGCGCUGCAGGUCUUCGAUGCCUGGGACGGCCUCGUGAUCAAUGAGCUGGCCUACGGUUUUCAUUCCCGGGGCUUUUUGGAGCGCCUGCAAAAUGACGAGACCUUGGAAGCCUGGGCUUGGACAGAGGACCAGGUGGAGUCUCAGGGCCACUCCCUGGUGCUCUCCUUGUUACGGAAGGCCAUGUUGCUUCUCAGCGCCUCUUUGUCCUUCGGUCUGAUCUCCGCCGUCACGGGGCUCUUCAUCCGCAUCGCGGUGCAUGGCUCGGCGGUGCUGAUGUUCCCCAUGGCCCUGGCGGCCCAGUACUUGGGCAUGAGCACCAGCCGCAUGAGUCUGCACAUCUUGUCCCGCAGCUUUCCCUGGAUCGGCGUGCACGUGGACGUGCUGCGCGCGGGGAACCGCCCCCUGUGGCCGCUCUUCCGGUCACACCUGGUGUUUCUCCUCAUCCAAUCCUUCGCCUACUUGAGCUGCAACCUGGCCUGGCGGUUCUUGCUCUAUCGCAAGUCCGCUCCCGAGGGCUUCGAAGAGAACAUCUUCAGCUUGUGUUCCGUCAUCGAGCUGUUCAACCUCAUCUUCGUGCGUUCAGUGCCAACGGCAGCCUUGUACCCCAAAGUGGUGACUGCAGCGGUGGUCUACUUGCACUUCUACAUCUUGAGUUCCUUGUACCCCUUCCAUGGCCUUAUGCUGAUGCUCUGUACAUCUGUGUGUGUCUACACCAUGGUCUACUGUCUCAAUCACUUUGAGGAGCCGGCGCUGGCUGCAGAUCCCUUCAGCCACAGCACACCCACCUCCGCGCACCCGCGGGCGCUGUUUCUGCCGCUCUUGUCGCCCUCCUGGACCCUUGAGGCCGCCCCGUUGUGGACCAUGUUCUACUCCGCUGAGCCGGGGUCGGCGUUUCCAGAGGAUGCCAUGAGGCACAUCCAAAGCGAGGAGUACAACAUGCCAUAA
This is a messenger RNA of Effrenium voratum, 1416 nucleotides long. NCBI's taxonomy places the organism in Eukaryota, Dinophyceae, Suessiales, Symbiodiniaceae. The record is from the annotation of a GenBank genome assembly.